AUGAUGCGCUCCGGGUACCGCUCUGGUCAUCAGAGUGUAUCUGUGAGCGCAGGUUGCGCCACGAGGGAGCGCGGAGUUGCUUGGAGUGGCUUAGCCCUUCAAGUGGCGCUGGAAGACCCUGUCAAAUCUGGGGUGGGCAACGCACGUGUUUGUGUUCCCGGUGCUUCCAAUGAGCAGCCCGAGAAAGGCGGAGUGGAGGAUGUGCCCGCGAAGGGCGGCGAGGACGGACUUAAGGUUCUUAAGAAGAUAUGUCGGAGGGCCCGACAAUUUAGAGUUACUGAUCAAGUUUACUUUGAUGUUAAACGUGAAAAUGUAUUUUUAGGCCGCAUUGUAAUUGGUCUAUUUGGAGAUUUGGCACCCAGAGCAGUGAAGAACUUUAAGGUCUUAGCUACUAAAGGUAUUAAUGGAAAGUCAUAUAAAGGUACCAGCUUUAACCGCAUAAUCAAACGAUUUAUGAUUCAAGGAGGCGAUGUGGUGUCAGAUGAUGGCAAAGGAUCUAUCAGUAUUUAUGGCGAGACUUUUGAGGACGAGAAUUUAGACACGCAGCAUGCUAUAGCAGGUUUCGUUUCGAUGGCAAAUAAAGGAAGAAACACAAAUGGCUGUCAGUUUAUUAUAACAGUAAAAGGUACUCCAUGGCUAGAUGGCUUGCAUACAGUUGUAGGAAAGGUAGUGGAAGGUCAGAAAUUCGUACACAUGAUAGAACAGACACCAACUGACGUCGACGAUCGUCCCGAGGUACACGUGUACAUAGCCGACUGUGGGCUCCUACCCACGCAACCGUUUUAUGUUUCCGACGACUAUUACGAUCUCUGGGGGUGGAUCAAAGCGUCUGCCCUCCCGUUGUCGAUGUCGUUCUCUAUUUUGGGAUUUUUUCACUGGAUGAUCAAGCAGAUGCAUAUUUAAUAUAACUUAUAGAUAUUUUGAUAGGUUGUGGUACUUAUUGUUAAUCACGACGUGUUGUGCGCGUGAAAUCGAUGGGAACUAUAAAGUGGAAAUUCAAAAGCAUCCUGGUUAAUUUAAUAAAAUACCUAAACGGGUUUUCACUUGAUGCGUGCUCAGCAAACAAAUUGUUUUCAAUCUCUGUAAUGUGUCGAUAGUAGGAUAUUUUACAACAUGUUUUCAUUUUCAAAAAAUAUUUAUUAAAGUAUAUUUUACAAA
This is a messenger RNA of Melitaea cinxia (Glanville fritillary), 1158 nucleotides long. It is a transcript of the gene ninaA, whose product is annotated as peptidyl-prolyl cis-trans isomerase, rhodopsin-specific isozyme-like. Gene Ontology annotation, cellular component: intracellular membrane-bounded organelle. Gene Ontology annotation, molecular function: peptidyl-prolyl cis-trans isomerase activity. Gene Ontology annotation, biological process: protein peptidyl-prolyl isomerization. Lineage: Eukaryota; Metazoa; Arthropoda; Insecta; Lepidoptera; Nymphalidae. Bases 1 to 903 code for a protein of 300 amino acids. The transcript has 7 exons. The record is from RefSeq and is a predicted model, not a curated record.